AUGGACACCAGCACUAUCUCUUUGCACUUACAUUUGCCGCCACAACUGGUAAAACUGCUUAGCAGCACCCCAGCUCUCUCCGUCGCCAUACUAUUAGCCUUCGUCUUAUCAUUCGUUCUCAAUCGAGCCAUUGAAGACCGCUCCAUUCCCAAAAUCACAAGUUCAAAGUCCUGGCUUGCGGCCAGGCAAGACUUCAAUGCUCAUGGAGUCAAGAUUAUUGAAAAAGGAUUCCAUGAGGUCAAAAGUGGCGUGUUCCGGGUGACGGCCCUAGACGGCUCUGAUCUAGUCCUUAUUUCGCCUGAACAUUGGUUGGCGAUUUGUAAGAAGAAAGACGAAGAGGUCGCGCCCGCACGUAAAGAGUUUUUCCUCUGUGACUUGCACGGCGCACCAUUCGAAGAGCCUUUUCUUUACCGAUACCUCGGCACACGCAUGCCGGGAUUUGACCGCUAUCUUGAUGUCAUAUCCAAGGCACUGGACGAAGGUUUAUACAGCAUCCUAGAUCAAGGGGUUGAUUAUUCCGCAGACAAAUGCAAGCGUGUUAUCAUGCAGCCCCAGAUUCUACACGUCUAUUCUCACGUAAUAUGGCGUGUAAUAAUGGGUAAAGGCUUCAGACCAGAAGUUGUGGACAUAUUCGAGCAGUACUCCGCUACACUGAUACCCGUAAUGAAGAGGCUCAAAGCACAAAGACCCAUCAUGGCUCGCAUCACUGCCGCCUUUUCAAAUGAAGUGCGUCACGUCAACGCACAGUUGGAGCAAGCAACCGCGUUCUUUACACCAAUAUUUGAGCAAUACGUUCAAGCGUUCGAACAAGGAUCACCAAAUAGUGAGGUGGAUAACGAGUGGUUUACAGAGCUUGUUAACAUGGCACCGGCUGAGAAGCGCCGUGAUUACAAGUUCCUCACUAACAUUUUGAUUGGUUUCGCCUUCACCUUUGUGUUCUCGCCCGGGCCCUCAACUACGCAGGUUGUCUACGAGUUUGCAUUCCGUCCUGAUUAUGUUGAUCAGGUGCUCGAGGAGGCACACAAAGUCUUGGGGGAGCAAUCGGAACAUUGGAUAUUCACGCGGGACAGCCUUCGCAGGCUUUCACUGUUGGACAGUUUCUGCAAAGAGACUCACAAACAUCAUCCAACAGCUGCCUCAAACCUGAUGAAGAAGAUCCACAAGACUCAAACGCUGCCUAACGGGGUCGUCCUUCCCGCAGGCACCAUCUUUGAGGUGGUCAUGACGGCGGCCCACUUGUCGAACCCAAACCUAGAGAACCCGGCCGAGUGGAAUGGACGUCGCUAUCACGACCUGCGGCAAAAGAUGUCUUCAACAACAAUAGGCUCCAAUAAAUACGACUGGGGCAGCGCGACAAGGGAUGAUGUCAACUUUGGCUACGCUUCGCACAUGUGUCCUGGCCGAUGGGCUGGCUGUUCUAUUGCUAAGAUGUUCCUCAUCAAGCUACUGGCCAGCUACCAAAUUCGCCCAGAAGAUGGCGUGACCGAGAGAUAUGAAGACCUCCACUCUGGCCAAUACAUCUUGCCAAAUCCAACCAAACAUAUUCUUAUUCGGCCGAGACACUAG
Molecule: messenger RNA, 1566 nt
Organism: Colletotrichum graminicola M1.001
Lineage: Eukaryota; Fungi; Ascomycota; Sordariomycetes; Glomerellales; Glomerellaceae
Product: cytochrome P450
Exons: 7
Coding region: 1-1566 (521 amino acids)
Molecular function (GO): iron ion binding; oxidoreductase activity, acting on paired donors, with incorporation or reduction of molecular oxygen; monooxygenase activity
Source: RefSeq, a predicted model, not a curated record